AUGACCAAUCAAUCAGCGGAAAACACGUGGGGCUCUAAGUAUCGUAAGAAAAACGACAGAGCCCCGCCGGAGAUUUACGAAGAAGUCAACACCAGCGUUCUCGAAGCUCUACCGGGAACACCCCCCCGGGGGCAAUCCUUUCCACGAUUGCCAGUAGAGGAGGACUUCCCGAAGUAUAUUGAGAAUCGAGUUGUUUCAUUGAAUACUCCGAAGGAGGAGAUCCAAUACGUGAUAGUUGUUCUCCACGGGUACGCGGCCAACCAACACACUUUAUACGAGUUUGCCAAGAAGCAUUUGCUUGGUCCAAGGACUGCCUGUAUUUUUGUGCGAGGAACAACGCAGGUUGGGGAGACAGGCACUUAUUGUUGGUCGGACAAGGGCGAUUACAUUGGCAAAGACCGCACGCUUCAACUUAUCAGGAGAGCAGGAACUGGCUUUUCUUCAAUUCAAAGUUCUGAAUUUGCAGGACCUAGUCGCUCAAACACCGCCAAUACAACAACCGAGUCUCUCAACAAUAUUUCAAACAGGGCGGCCGACGUGAGUGAUGAUGAUAUUGGCAGGCCCACCUACGAAAACUGUACUGAGAGGAUCGGGGUUGAAGUCGUUACAAAUGUUCUCAUCAAAACAUGCGGUUUCAGGGCGCGGGACAUUGCAAUUGUUGGGCACGACCAAGGCGGUACUGCUGCACUUGCGGUUGCUGCCGCUUGUUGGCAGACAAAGUUUGGCGGAGUUGUGUCUAUUGGUGGGCCAUUGCCGAAUGAUUUCCCUGACGGAAUCGAGUCUCGUACUCAUGUUUUACUUCUUGGUGGCAAGCUUGGAGAUCUCAACCCAACGGAGUGUGCAAGGGUCCAAAGGGCAUUUUCCGGGACUAUCGAAGCACUCAAGCGAUACGAUCCGCCCACGGAUGGAGACGAUUACAACGACAUCAACAAUGCUGAACUAAAGGAAUUUGUGGCACAUCAGUUGCGAAGAGAAGAAUGGACAAAAGAGGCUGUAUUAACCUUUGACGGGGGAGGAAUUCGAGGAUAUGGAAGUUUGUUGAUGCUUAAAGCUCUCAUGGACAAAAUCGCCUAUUUCGAAAAGGAGCUGGAUAAGGAUGUGGAAGCAAGUGGUAAACGCAAACUCUCCGAGUCAAGCUUUUCACCUUGUGAAUAUCCUCCUCGUGAGGUGAACGGAACGACGGUCCAACGCGCACCUCAUAAGUUGGAAGAUGAUGAACUCUAUUUGCCAUGUCAUUACUUCACGUUCAUCGGAGGCACAAGCACAGGGGGACUUAUCAGCAUAAUGAUAUCGAGAUUUCGAAUGACGGUCUGCGAUUGUAUUAAGGAGUAUAAAGAAUUGGGGGAGAAAGUCUUUGGCCAUCCUCGACCACCUGGAUUCGCAAACAUUCUAACUCAUAAGUUCGAUGCGGACGAUCUCAAAAAAGCGAUUUGCGACGUUGCUAAACGCCAUGGUAAUACUACUGAAGAUGAGGAUAGCGCGGCCCAUUACCCGUGCCAUGAAGACCUUUGCCAGACCAUAGUCGCUGCUCGAGCUGAUAAGGGCGGUGUCACUUUGCCUUUCCUGUUCCGAACAUAUGAUUGCAGAGAAGAUGAACCAGCUGGCUCAAAAAACCCGCCGUUGAAUGCAGGCCGAGCCGCACCGUGUAGCAUUUUUGAAGUUGGGAGAGCAACGAGUGCGGCGACCAACUAUUUCAGACCGAUUAACAUCAAAAAUUGGGGCGUCAAAGGGUUUGAAAAGAAGGAGAUAUCGUUCGUGGACGGAGGCUUUGGCACUAACAAUCCCAGUCACGAGAUACUGAGAGAUAUCAAACGUAAACGAAGAGCGCCGAGCGAAGUCAUCGAAGUGUUCGCUAGCUUUGGCACAGGAGUAUCUGGUGACCAUCUUGAAGGGAAACUGACCAGUUUAUUUCGCAUGGUGGAGGAGAUGAAAAAGGAGAUAACCAAUGUCCUCCCCGCCCACAGAGCCAUGGAAGACGACAGCGGGAUUCACGAUGAGGAUGGCCACAAAAGAUUCCGUUACUUUCGGUUUGAUGGCGGUAAAGCUCUGGGAGGAGUUGCCAUGGAUGAGUGGAGUGGGCGGAGGAGGAGUCAGAUGAGAGUUAGAAGUCGACCUACGGGAGAAGAAACCUUGAUUGCCAUGGACAUGGCCGUCAAAAAAUUCCUGAAGGAAGACGGGGUCAAAAAAGACCUGGAUGAAUUAGCGCUGAUCCUAGUUCGUCGCCGCCGAUUGCGCACGAGAGAUACACUGGCCUGGGAGCGUUACGCUUGUGCCUCGCGAUAUGAAUGUUCCCAGGCAGAGUGCCAUGCGUGGCUCUACACACCCGAGGAACUUCGAGCUCAUCUUCGUAGCGAACGCCCUGAUCUUCUUGAGACUGAUUUUUCAACUGCUGUGGAGGGCUCAAAGAAGUGUUGGACAUAUCGAGGAGCUAAGCAUGAAGAUUGAGCCACGGAGAAACCGAAGCUUCCAAGAGAUGGAGCGAGAGGGCAGUGUUGUGUGGGAUUAUUACGGAGGCGGAUGAUGGACGGGUGCGAUGUUGAAGACCGGAGGACGGGCUGAAAUACAGAUAUUGAAGCAUGCUCCAAGGAUGGGCACUUAACUUAAUUUCAGGUCGGGUAUUUAAUUUGGGAGUUGCGGAUUGUGUCAAAGAGCAUAAGAAAGGGACAUUUCUGCGAUUCACACCAUCGCCAUUAAUUACUGGGUCAAGGAAACCUC
Hyaloscypha bicolor E is the source of this 2715-nucleotide messenger RNA. Its product is annotated as FabD/lysophospholipase-like protein. The coding region runs from base 1 to 2445 and encodes 814 amino acids. Lineage: Eukaryota; Fungi; Ascomycota; Leotiomycetes; Helotiales; Hyaloscyphaceae. Gene Ontology annotation, biological process: arachidonate metabolic process. The transcript is spliced from 4 exons. The record is from RefSeq and is a predicted model, not a curated record. Gene Ontology annotation, cellular component: membrane.